AUGGAAGGUAUUAAUGCGGAACUCGAUGAAUCAAUGAUACACCAUGACACUCCUGCGACGGUAGAUGCCUGCGCGACACUUUUACAACGGUUGGAUAAUCGUCGUCGUGCGGCGGAAGCUAAACGAGGAAAUAAAAAGCCUUGGAAUGUUGUUACUACCCCGACCCCUCGCCCCCCACCAGUAAAUCCUGUUUCUGCUCCCCGUGCUGCCGCCCCAGCCGCUAAUGCACCUGUUACGGAAAGUCAUCCCUCAUCCCGCCCGGGAGGUGAUGUACCAAUGGAUCUGUCUGGAGGACGUCGUCGUCCCUCCCCUGCCGAAAGAAAUGCUCGCUUAGUUGAGGGCCGAUGUUUCUAUUGCGGAGGUGUUGGACACAUGGUUAGGGAUUGCCCCCAAGCGAGAGUAAGUGGAAAUCAACCAAGAAGACCUGUGAUGAGGGGAGCAGCAUUGACGGUGGAGGAAAAUGAUGGAAGCGAUAACGAGUCGGCAAAAGAUUUGUCCCUGCACUAA
Morchella sextelata is the source of this 507-nucleotide messenger RNA. RefSeq lists its product as uncharacterized. Gene Ontology annotation, molecular function: zinc ion binding; nucleic acid binding. The transcript has a single exon. NCBI's taxonomy places the organism in Eukaryota, Fungi, Ascomycota, Pezizomycetes, Pezizales, Morchellaceae. The coding region runs from base 1 to 507 and encodes 168 amino acids. The record is from RefSeq and is a predicted model, not a curated record.